AUGAAUUCCCUUCGGCUUUACGUUUCUUUUGUUGUGUUGAUUACUGUUGCUGACUCGGUGAUGCGUCGAGGUGAGUGGAAAAGUGAAAGGCCUUGGCUUUUUGGGUCAACGACAGUUCGGGUUUACGAUAGGCAAUCCGUUGGGUUGCCUCAAUUUGUCAUUGUAUGCAUGGCGGAGGCUAAGAAAAAAGGCUUGGUUAAUAGAAAAAAUGCGAUUUUUUUUGGGUUCUGGGACAGUUUAUUAGCCGUUUUGAGGUAUUUUACACGUAUUACUACAAUAAUCUCUAGAUAAAACCUACGGAUCUUAAUUUUCUCAAACAGUCUUUGGUCCAUUCCAUGUUACAAUAGCCCAGAAUGAAGAAAGUUAAGGUAAGUAAUAGCUGAAAUUAGAAACGAGGUCGUGACGUAGAUCUUUGCGUAGUCUCCGCCGAGCCUUCGCCAAGCAUCCGCCAAGCAUCCAGCGGCUUUAUCAGGCCUCGUAGAGACCUCCUACAACUUUCACUUGGGCCUCCACCUGCCAUAGCCUUCGUAUCGGUCGAUUCUCCGUUGAUCCAAGCUGUCGUUGACCCGAAGCUUUCCAACACUUUUUAGAACUCCAACGACGAAAAUUUGAUCUCAAUUUGGACAAGCUGGAGAAGUUCGAAAAACACGCCAUAAUACGGUUGAUGAUAAAGAUGAAAGCGAAAAAACUCCUCCGGGAGAGGGACCACAACUCUCGAAAGCUCUAUGAAAUUUGCUCUCGAGAUGCAAAGCGAAUCCCCGAGCUAGCGCAAUGCGUUGUGAAUCUUAUGGACAAGACCGACGAGCUUCCAAUGAUAAGUUUUCAAAACGAGGACAAUCCAUUUAUGAUGUUUUUACGGCGAAUGAAGCGAGAACGACCUCGGCGGAGCAUUGGGUUGAGGAAUAACCCCGUGCGAUGGAGGAUUAGUCGAAUUCAGCGGGUCGAAAGCAGGCAGGUGGAGUAUCAGAAGCCCAAGGUUGUUGAUGAAAAUCUUUGGCCGAGGCAAGAAGAAGGUACGAAGACUAAUAUGGCCUGGACUAAAAAUCAAGGAGAGCAGAAUGAGAGUGUUGAUCAAACAGCCAAAGCAGAGCAAAAACAAAACGAUCGUGAUGAGAAUCUAUGGCCAGAAGAACGUCACCAAUAUCCGAAAUCAACAACAGCUCCGGCAAAAAAUCUAUGGCAACUCCGAAAGGAGGAACAAGGGAAAUUCACAGAGCCUACGUCUUCUUGGGCUAAGAAAAGAACGGAGUUGCCAGAGAUCUUCAAGAAAAUGGAGAAAGUGAAGAGUUACAUGAGCAAAGCCGCCGAAUGCCACAAAUUUCUUGAUGACAUGGGAAAACGCACAUCAAAGUGAGUUGCUGAAUACAGACAAUCGCAAAAAUGGGCUCGAAAGAUAACACACUGCUUAUAAGUUUUCCUGUGGAGAGUGCUUAGCGUAAGAAAUUUUCAAGGUACAACGCAGAGAAGAGAUUUUUUUAUUUAAGCUUUGCACACACGUAUCAGCUAUACUGCUACCUUGAGCAAUUUUAUGUCGUGUUGGGCCGGCGCAGUCGGAAUUUUGAACAGUCUUUGCAGACGAGGUAGGGCCCGAAGUGCGGAAAAAAGUAUGAGAAAAAAUUCUGGCCUUCUUUUUUUCUAUUGCAAGGGGAACAUUUUCCAGUUUUUUGUAGCAAACUUUACAUACUCGAAAUAAGAGCAAAGCGUGCCUCAAAAAAAGGACCAAAAUCGAGGUCCCUUUCUUUGACGUUCAAAAAAACCAUGGUAAGUAAUAGAUAUGGCCAUGAAAGUCACAGUACUAGGGACGAAGAACAUGGAGAAUUUAACGGUGAAAGAAUCAUUUGGCUACACCUAAACAUUUUCGCGUCAGGAUCCAUGAAAGAAGUUUCCGUUUUUUUCUGGCCACUUUUUUCUGGCCACCCUGUAAUGGCCUAUUUCUAAUUUCAGGUAUCUCGCAGACCUAAACCACACCACAGUCUUUCAAACAAAAGCGCCCAGCCCCUUCUCGGCAUUCGAAAAGAUUGUCGGCAUGUUUCAAUCCGACAAAAUGUUCCAAAGAAUGUCGAUCCUCUCUCCUCACUUAUUCAACUUGUUUCCCAAAGGCAAACCGCUUGGUCCGGAAUUUUUGUCGCCGGAAUUGUUGAGCUUCCAUGACAAAGGAUUCUUCUCACUCCAAUCGAUUUUUCAAGUGAGCUUUUGCAACAUUGUUAUAUUUUAUCGAUUAAUUUUAGAGCUCACAAGUUGGAGAUAGCGAAAUGUUCAAGUGGAUGGAACUGCUGAUGCAACUGACGGGCGCUUCUAAGAAGCUGGAUGAGCUGUUAACAACUAAUAAAGAUCAAAUUGAAUACAUUGAAAAAGUGGCCUAUCCAAAAGUGCAAGAGAUCAAGAAGCGGAUACGAAUUUGGGAUGAGGUCAAAAGAAGCUACAGUAAUCAACAACGAGACCAGUUGGAAUCUGACGGCUACACCUUUAUUUCACCGGGACAAGCCGAGAAGCUUUACGGAGCAGCUUCGGAAGUGUAUUAUUCGAGUCCCGAGGAGCGUGAGAGGUUUCUGGAAGAGAGAAUUCGACAGCUAGCGACGCUGAAAGACUAUCAGGAUCAUGAAGAAAACCAACGACCCAAAAGAGAGAUUGCAGAGCCACCGAAGCCAGAGUCCAAGGGAUUCAGAUGGUGGAGUCCGGCGGUCGAAGGGAAGAUCCCGGAUAUCAGAACGCUCGAGCCGUAUGCCUUUGAAGGCCGAUAUGGCGGAGGAGUUGUACUUGAUGGACUGAUUUUGUCGCCGUACGCCUUCACCGCGGAGAUUGUGUCACCAUCGGUGUUGUCGGCAAGUUUUUUGAUAAAGCGUGGCCUAAAAAACAACAAGCCUUUAAUAUUUCGAGAAAAGAUUAACAAAACACGAAUUUUAACUAACAAAAAAUGAGGCAAUAAAACCGCCGGAUAAUUAUGCAUCCACCUAAUAUAUUUUUUACUUUUCAGCUCGAAGUCCUUUCACCGAACGCCUUCCUGGCCUCCAUUCUCUCUCCGUUGGCGUUGUUCUCACGUAUUUUAUCGCCAUCCGCCUUUCGAGCCGAGAUCCUCUCACCUCAAACCCUGUCAUCGUAUAUUUUGACGCCAGAAGUGUUCGUGGCCGAAAUUUUAUCCCCACGAUUUCUGGACCUUCGAGCUGGCAGUGGAAGAGCCUUAUCUGUGGAGAUUCUCACUCCUUGUAAGUUUUCUACGCCAGCGAUAGCGCUAAAUACCGAUUUCAGAUAUUGUUUCUGCCAAAUAUCUGUCUCCCGAAUACCUCAGUGUCUACGUUUUGUCGCCGAGCAUUUUAACGCCGCAUAUUGAGAGCUCGGGCUAUUUGAAUGUUGAGGUAAGUAGUAGACAGUGUUUUCCGUCAUGUUUGUGAAAUUAUAGAUACUCUCUCCGCACCUGCUCAGUGGCCAUGGCCAUCCCGGUCAUGAUACGGAAGAGAGUCAUCAUUUCAGUCCGGAGCAUCAUCAUGAACAUCAAGAUAAUGAAUAUCAGCAUCUCCUCAAUCUUCCACAUUCCUAUGGGUAA
Molecule: messenger RNA, 3541 nt
Organism: Bursaphelenchus xylophilus (pine wood nematode)
Lineage: Eukaryota; Metazoa; Nematoda; Chromadorea; Rhabditida; Aphelenchoididae
Source: the annotation of a GenBank genome assembly